Brassica napus (rape) is the source of this 2022-nucleotide messenger RNA. RefSeq lists its product as uncharacterized. The transcript is spliced from 5 exons. The coding region runs from base 1 to 2022 and encodes 673 amino acids. Lineage: Eukaryota; Viridiplantae; Streptophyta; Magnoliopsida; Brassicales; Brassicaceae. The record is from RefSeq and is a predicted model, not a curated record.
AUGGCGAUGGAUCAGUUGCCAAAAACCUUAUUCAAAGAGGGAACGGAAACACAAGUUGAGAAGGUCAACAACACUUGUCGAACUUCCAUACUUAAGAAGGCGGAGAAGUAUGUUGAAGCAAAGUACAAGGAAGUGUUGGGUGAUCCACUAUUUUCUCAGGUUAUGGAUAUUUAUGUGCACAAGCUUCAGUAUUCAGGGAGAGUGAUCCACAGCUUCGUUUGUAAGCAGCUUUUGACCGCAAAGCGCCAUGAGUUGUGGUUCCAUUUUGCUAGGAGGGCUCUAAGAUUUUCAAUGCAAGAAUUCCAUGCGAUAACUGGUCUGAAAUAUAAAGACGACGAGCCUGACUUGGAUAUUGAUAACUGGAGAGGUGAUAAAGGGUUUUGGAGUAAGUUGCUGCGAGAAAAGGAAAAAUUAGCCUACAACAAAUCAGGAAGGCUGAGGAUGGUGUAUUUGUGUGUGAUUGCUGGUCUGGUUAUGGCGAAGGAUGAGAAGGUGUGCAUCCCACACAAGUACAUCAAGCUGGUGAUGGAUUUCGAUAAGAUGAGAAAAUAUCUGUGGGGUCUUCACUCUUUUGAUGCGCUUGUGACUUCCAUUACUGAAGCUAGGGAUAAAGUGAAGACGCAGAACAGUUAUGUCAUAGAUGGAUUCUCUUAUGCACUUCAGAUUUGGUUGAUGGAGGCUAUUCCAGACAUCGGGUCUCUUUUGGGUAAGAAGCUCAAAGAAGGGGUCACUAGCAUGAGAUGCAGAAAUUGGAAAGGAUCUGAUAAGGUUUCCUAUGAGAAUAUUAUUAGUAUUGAGUCCGAUUUUGCAUCCACUGGAGUUGUGUUUCCAUACAUCUCUUCAACUGGAAAUGGCAACAUCAUUGUUGAUGCUGGGUUUGAGCAAGACGAUGAGAUGAAUGACGAAAGGGUCGAUCUGAUCAUUGACAUGUACAUAAAGAAGUAUGACUGGAGUAAGCAUGUUUGGGGUUAUCAGGAAACUGAACAACCAUAUGCGGACAGUUCUGAGGAUGAUCGUUCAAAGGAAGAAGAGGCUGGAGAAAGAAGUGACUGUGGAAUGGAAGAAGAAAUAGAAACCGCCCAUGUGUCUCCUGCAAAGAAGAGAAAGAACCAGUAUCAGGAUAUUGGAGCCGAGUCAAGGAAGAAGAGGUUACUUUGCCAAAGAUCAACCGACAAAUACAGAGAUCUUGAAGAGGGUAUGAAGUCCUAUAUACAUGGUAUGUUUAAGUCUUCUUUUACUGCCUUAGGGCUUGAGGUCCGCGACUUAAUUGAAGACCGGUUUACCAAAUUAGAGCAGACGAUCCUUUCAUCUCAGACUCCAGUUGGUGUUCCGGCUUAUACUCAGACUCAUAGUGCUGCUCCGGCUUAUACUCAGACUCAUGGUGCGGCUCCGGCUUAUACUCAGACUCAUGGUGCUGCUCCGGCUUAUACUCAGACUCAUGGUGCUGCUCCGGCUUAUACUCAGACUCAUGCUGCUGCUACGACAUCUACUCAAGCUCCUGGAUCGGAUUCUACUCUUUCUCCUACUCCUACUCUGGCGUCUACUCACGCUAGUGCUCCUGCUACUACUUCCCGCGCUCGAGCUUCUCGCAACAAAGCUUCGGUUCCUUCUCACACUGGUGGUCCUGCAACUGCUGCUAAGACAAGGUCUCAGACAAAGGAUCCAGAGUUGUCUGAUGUGUUUGGCAGCUUAUUUGACACUAUAGAUUUCAAUUUAGGGACCCAAGAGCACGUACAAAAGACAAUGAGCAAGCUUACACAAGAGUCGUAUGUUAAGGGGUUUGAUCCAUCUCAAGAGAUCUUCAACCGACCAUUCUUGAAUGAUAUAGAUGAUCCAGAAGUCCGUUGCAAAGACAGCGACUAUGAAUUGGUUUUUGUUCCAGAAGACAAAUUUUCCAAACUAACUGAAUGGAUCCUCAAGCCCAAAGUACUCCAGAUUGGGCCAUCUAAAUUUGAUGCAGAGUUGGUUUCGCGCAUAAUGGGGCCUAAUGAAUGGUUAAAGAACAAUGUGAGUUUAGCUUAG